Molecule: messenger RNA, 1665 nt
Organism: Gavialis gangeticus (Gharial)
Lineage: Eukaryota; Metazoa; Chordata; Crocodylia; Gavialidae
Gene: PTGES3
Product: prostaglandin E synthase 3
Exons: 8
Coding region: 1-552 (183 amino acids)
Biological process (GO): telomere maintenance via telomerase; chaperone-mediated protein complex assembly; telomerase holoenzyme complex assembly
Cellular component (GO): nucleus; cytosol
Molecular function (GO): protein-folding chaperone binding; prostaglandin-E synthase activity; Hsp90 protein binding
Source: RefSeq, a predicted model, not a curated record
AUGUCUGCUGAUGCCAAUCCAAUUGCUGAUAUGCAGCCCGGCAGCUUAGAUAGUAACAUCCAGCUGUCUAGGCAGCCUGCUUCUGCGAAGUGGUAUGACCGGAGGGACUAUGUCUUUAUUGAAUUUUGUGUUGAAGACAGUAAAGAUGUUAACGUAAAUUUUGAAAAAUCCAAACUUACAUUCAGCUGUCUUGGAGGAAGUGAUAACUUUAAACAUUUAAAUGAAAUUGACCUUUUUAAUAAUAUCGAUCCAAAUGAAUCAAAGCAUAAAAGAACAGACAGAUCGAUCUUGUGCUGUUUACGAAAAGGAGAAUCUGGCCAGGCAUGGCCAAGGUUAACAAAAGAGAAGGCAAAGCUUAACUGGCUCAGUGUGGAUUUCAACAACUGGAAAGAUUGGGAAGAUGAUUCAGAUGAAGACCUGUCCAAUUUCGAUCGCUUCUCUGAGAUGAUGAACAACAUGGGUGGAGACGAGGGUGUAGAUUUGCCAGAAGUAGAUGGAGCAGACGAUGACUCACCAGACAGCGACGACGAAAAAAUGCCAGAUCUGGAGUAAGGAAAACUGUCGUCUUCAGGGUUUGGGGAAAGAACUUCAUUACAGCAUUUCAUAAUUGAGAUAAGAAUUCCUGAGUUGAUAGCUCUAAAGCCAGAUAUUGCAUCCUUUAACCCAUUUUCAAUCUGUUUUAAAUGGCUUCACUGAUGGUUGGUAUGUACCAUUGUACGGGGCAGUCUUAAGCCACAAGAGGCAAUAACAUUAUGUGGGAACCUCUUUUUUCAGACUUCCAAAAAACAAAAAAGCAAUUGAGGUAUAGGCAACCGAAACAACCGCUGCAGGACAAAGUUUACAGAACCCGGUCACCUCAGACAUGGUUACAGUGGGGAAAUCCUCUAUUCGCUUGAAUGGCAGAUCUGUGUUCCCCCUCGCAGCAUGGGCUGCAGGCAACUCAGAGACCUCCUACCUGGAGGUGACCUGGCUGAUGCGAUGUUUUAAUUGGCUUAUAGAAUUAAAUUGGUAACGCACUAUACCUCUGUAGUGUCUUCAGGUGUGUUCCACUAAUGUGCUGUUAAAAAGGAGAACACUUCACUUUGUAUUUAAUGAUCACUAGUUAGUGUUCCAGGUGUAUUUUAGCUAAAACUAGUGACCCCCAAACUGAAGUGGGUGAAGCCUGUACAUUGGUAUUGUUUGACCCCCCCCUUCCCUCCCCCAAGCUUUUACAUCUCUUAGUCCAGAGGGGUGAGAAUGGCUGUACAUUGUUGCUUGUCAAUCUGUACAUUUAGACCAAAAUGUAUUUGCACUGUUGGUAUGGAAACGAGUGACAAAAUGUUAUACACUAUUGGGAUUUUUUUGUUUUGUUUGUUUGACCAGCUUAUAACAAGGCUGAGAAACCUCAAUUUGUGUUCAAAGCAGUGGGGAUUUUUUUUUUAAUGUCUACAUUCUUUCUAAUAAACUGUUGAAGACUCCAUGGCUGUCCUUUUAACUGUCCGACUGUAACUUCAUAUAUUCUCAUUUGCUGGAAUGGAUUUUUAUUUUUAGUUGGGAUAAUUAGCACAGGCUUUUAUUGCAUCUGUUGGAAGGAGGCAAGUUGUAAUGUGCCCAGCAAACCUUCAGGAAAGUGGAUCUGUAAUGGAAAAUUGUAGAUGCACUUUGACAACAGUUUAAACGGGGUGG